Pygocentrus nattereri (red-bellied piranha) is the source of this 4153-nucleotide messenger RNA. RefSeq names its product interphotoreceptor matrix proteoglycan 1b (gene impg1b). The record is from RefSeq and is a predicted model, not a curated record. NCBI's taxonomy places the organism in Eukaryota, Metazoa, Chordata, Actinopteri, Characiformes, Serrasalmidae. Bases 542 to 3682 code for a protein of 1046 amino acids. The transcript is spliced from 18 exons. Gene Ontology annotation, biological process: visual perception.
ACAGGCUGGUCUGAAAGGGGGCACUCACAGUGCUGGAGAAAGGAAGAAGGACAGAAAGAGAGAGGCUGGUCUGCAAUAACUUGGGUCUGGAAGGAAGAGCUUGGCUGACAGAUGCUGGUCCAGAAGGCCACUAACAGGAUGAAGAGAGUCAGCCACGUGGACCCUGAGAGAUUAGGCGCGGGUGGGUCGUAAACAGAUUAGUCCUGAACGAGAGGCUGCAUUUUUAACCUUCUCACUUAUGUGACACCCAUCCUCCACGCAUGCAUCCAAGCCCACAUUCACACACCCUCUGUCAGCCACAGUCUGACAGCCUGUGCCAGGAUUCACUGCUGCUGCCCUCAGUGAUCAAAUCCUCACCCAGGAAUCUGCACCAUCUUCCUGCACUUGUCGAACAACUGGCCUUUCCAUGGAAACCUGGACACAGCAUCCGUGGAAGAAAACUUCCCCACCCAGUGGACACCAGAUAAGUCACUGAGGACCGCACCCACUUUACCCCCCAAAUGACCGUCUUUAUAGCCAAAAGGAAAUAAAGCACUGCAUCAUGCCAUUGAAAACAGGACUAUUCCUCUCCCUGUUCUUGUUUACCCUCCAAGCCACCAGAAUCAAAGACCUCAGGAGUGAUGAUCUGUCAGGGAUCAGAAACGUCAAAUACAGACAUUUUUUAGAGGCAGCAAGACCAGACAGACAGCUGCCGGCUGCACGAAUUGCACUCGACCAGAACAGACAUCGAGCAAAAAGAUCUACACUGCUCAGCACAGGGGUCAAAGUGUGUCCUCAGGAGAGCAUGGCAGAGGUCAUCUCAAGCCAUAAAGCCUACUACAAACUGAGAGUCUGCCAGGAAGCAGUAUGGGAGGCAUUCCAGAUUUUUCUGGACAGAGUACCUGACACUGUGGAGUACCAGCAAUGGGUAUAUGCCUGCCAGAGAGACUCAAUGUGUGUAGAUGACUUGGCCCGAAACUUCAGCAGCACCCAGGAACACCUUGACAUGGUGGCUAGGCAAGUGAGUGCCCAAGAGGAACUGGAGGGUGCCCUCGCCACAUCUACACCAGGCGAGAAAUGUUCAAAGACUACUGAAGAGCUACCUGUUAUGGAAACAGAGAAGACUGGAGCUAUAGGCACUGUCCCUGCAGAGCUGGUAGAACACAUAAUCGAGUUCAGUGUGACUGUGGAGGAUCCUGGUUACAGCGAGCUACUGACUGAACCUGACACCUUACCCUAUCAAGAUGUCACCCACAGCCUUCACGAGCAGAUGCUGCACAUUUUCAGCAAACUUCCUGGGUUUAAGGAGAUCCGACUGCUGGGAUUCCGGUCUGGAGGAGAUGCACUGCGCUACGCUGUGGUGUUUGAGACAGAAGUGGACUCUACAGGGAAAGAGUCCUCAGAGACAACUGGUGAAUCUGGCACAGAAACAUCCCUGAAGGACAUGGUAGCAAAGGCCCUGAGUGAGGACAUGUCCCUGCCUUUGGAUAUUCAUUCCCUCAGCUUUGAACCAGAGCUACCAACAGAACAUACAAGAUAUUUACCUGGGGGCAUUAUUACAAAACCUACAGUGGCCAUCUCGGAGGAGAGUUUUCAGUCCACUAGUAUCUCUACAGGAGACGCAGCUUCUAACAGGACACAAGAGAAGAGAGGUGAAGAGGCAAUUGCUAACACUACAAAGGAAAUAUUCAAACAGAUGCCUCCUACGACUACGUUACCGACCAUUACAGAGCAAUUUCCACCUGGAUCAACUAAAAGCACACAGCUGGAGGAACCUGAGGAGAAAAAUCUGAUCACAGAGGGGAUUCAAAUAACUGGAGGACUAAAGAGGAAUACUACUUUGGAUUAUCCUUCAAAGACAUCUGAAGUCCAAGAGGACCUUAGAAAUGAAAUUGCUGUCACAGCUGGGUCACCGAGAUUGAGCUUUUUUGAAGUAGUAACAGCAUCAACUUACGUUCAGUCCUCAGUGGAUUUGGUUACCGUAUCAGAAGGUUCACAAACAUUAUCAGUUAUGCCUUCUUUUACCUUCACUGAGGUCCCUAGAGAGCAUGUUGUAAGAGGUGAUGCUGUUGGACCUGUGGAUAUUCAUUCAGAAGCUCCAUCCUCAGAAACUUCUGAAUCAGACAGUCCUAUAGACUACCCUGAGGUACCUAGUGUGAGCAAGCCCACUGAAGUAGAGUCAGUAGAGUUCCCAUCACUACCCAGCACUACAGAGAAGCCAAGAAAGCCUCCUCCAACUGUCACACCCACAGCUGUUUCUCCAGUAGUCACAUCCUCCGUGCCCUCAGCCAUACCAGAUGAGAACAUCCUAUAUGAGGAGGGACAACCUCUCCAGACCCAUUCCCCUCAUCAACCAGAGAGCAUACCAGAUAAUGACAUGAACAUGCAAGAGGAUGUAGAGCAGACCGAAGAAGAAACAGAAACAGGUGAAAAUCAAGAUUAUGGUGGCGGAUUCGAACCAGAGCACCCACAGUCUUCAGCCUCCUCUCUGGACAUGGCUGCAAGCCAGGCCAAAGACCUAGUUGUGUUUUUUAGUUUGCGAGUGACUAACAUGGUCUUUUCAGAGGAUCUUUUCAACAAAAGCUCUCCGGAAUACAAAUCCUUGGAGAACACUUUUCUUGAGCUGAGACAAUUUCCUGAAUCCAAUAACUUGCCAAACCCAGAAGCUUCCAGUAAACAGACUGAGAGGGAACAACGGACAUUAGCCUCAAUACCGCUUCUUCCAUACCUGCAGUCCAAUCUAACUGGCUUUAAGGAGCUGCAGAUUCUCAACUUCAGAAACGGUAGCGUGGUGGUAAACAGCAAGAUGAAGUUAGUCAAACCGGUGCCAUAUAAUGUCACGGAAGCUGUGCACUGCGUUCUUGAAGACUUUUGUAACGCCGCAUCCAAAAGACUGGACAUUGAAAUUGACACCCAGUCAGUGGAUGUUGCAGCAGGUAAGGAGAUGGCAGCCGAUGAUGGUGAUCCAUGCAAGUACAUGGACUGCAACGAAUUCUCUCGCUGUGUGGUGAACACACUGACUGCUGAAGCUGAGUGUUUGUGUGAUCCUGGCUACAGCAUAGUGGACGGGCUGCCCUGUGAAAGCAUCUGUAGCAUCCAGCCUGACUACUGUCUGAAUGGAGGUCAAUGCGAGAUCAUACCAGGACAUGGAGCGACCUGCAGAUGCCCUGUAGGUAAAUUCUGGCACUAUCAUGGAGAACGCUGCAAUGAACUGGUGUCUGUGGCAGUUGACCCACUCCUUUUCGUAGCCUGCCUGGUGGGAAGUCUCACCAUGGUUUGUGCUGUGAUAGGCAUCUUGAUUUUCAUUAACAAGAAAUGUAUACGGACGAGGAAGACGGUGACACUAGUGCAUUCACACUCCUCCUUCCCCUUUGAGGGUACAAUGAGAGUGAAUCCAGGUUUUGAGAAUGACGAGGGUAUCUUGACUCAUGUGUCAAGCAUCAGCUAUCCUAUUAGCACUGAUUCUGGGUCUUCUCAAUUCUCUGACCAAGGCACUUUUCGAUCAGUUGAAAACAUACACCUUAGUUUUGAGAUCCCCAGACAACUCUACACAAGAAGAUCAGAAAAGUUAGUACCAGAAAUGGUUGAUUUCCACCACUGCAUACCACAUCAUGAGACAUGGCGGCUGUCUAAUGAACACAGGACCUCGUGUUGUUUUCUGAGGGGACCAGACAGUGAAGGGUUUGAAGUGACCGUUUUAUGAUGGUAAUCGGACAAGCUCAACUUGGCACCAAAGGUCUUCAGUGGUCUUCCAGGCAAACCAUAUUCAACUCUGUUGGCUGUAGAUAUUUGGAAUAUGUAUGGUAACACAAACCAUCAACAAUCAACCAGGCUGUUAAAUGAACAUGCAACUGGACUCAUACCAGAGGAAGCAUUGUUUGAGACUUGGAAUGGGUUGGAUGUUUUGUACCCUUGUCAAAGGUUAUUUUUUUUCCCUCACAAUGAGGUAUUUAUUUACAAAUGGAUACAUUUGGUGGUAAUAUAGAUUGUAUUACUGAAACAGUAUUCUAACCUCUCUUCAGGCUCCCAAAAAAGAAACUGAAUGUAAAAUAAACUGUUAAAUGUUUAUGGUUGUUAUUUAAACCUUUUAAACUAUUCAGACAGUAUUUAGAUCUAAGAUGCUAAUGUUGAUAUUAUACUAACUAAUAAUGUUGUAUUAAAAAAAGGACACCCA